CUAUCAGUGGAGUUAAAAGUGAGUGUAAAAAUCUGCAGAUACGCAGUGACAAUUUCAACUCUACAGCAGUGAUGAAUACCCGCCACUCUGCUUUGCUGAAGUUUGGCACGUACGUUGGUGGAGGAAGAUUGCGAAGGAGUAGCUAGGCCACAGAUAUUGCUAGAGGCAAAAUGCUGUUGCGUGUUCAGCUCGGGGAAGAGCAGAAAUACGUCAAGCUGUCUGAGCUGACAUUCAAUGCUUUCUUGAAAGAAGUGUGUCUAAAAUUCAACAUACCAGAAAGCAGAAAGCCAGACAUUAAGGUGUAUGACCAGUCUGACACAGAAGUUGACUCAGAUGUUUUUGAAGAAUUAGUAAAGGAGUCACCUGGAACUUUCAGAAUCAUGCUGGGCAAUGGACUUGAUACCUCUCAUUCAUCAUCAUGCUCGGGUACAUCUGAUGACACCAUCAUUCUGAAUUUCACUGUGUGUGACGAUGUUGAAGAAGUAGCGGCUGGCGAAGGAAGCCAGCCUAAAAGGCCAUGCCACAUAAACUAUGAGGCAAAAGCACUGAUUGAAAAAAUCCUAACAUCAAAGCCUGGUGGUGAACGCAUUAUGCAAGAGAGACAUCCCCCCAAAAGUGUCAGAGUGAUGUAUGCACAGGGGAUAGUAGCUUUGUUUCCCUAUCUAGAAGACCCAUACUCACAACAUGGAUAUGAUCAUUACUACGAUCCGGAGAGUGGUUCCGGAUACCUUGCAUGGCGAUUGAAGACCAUACAAAGAAAAACAGCAGAGGAAAGAGGUGCCUCAGUCAGCAAAUCUCCUAAAGUUGGUGGGCCAGGCCGUGAUCGUCAGCCCUUCACCUAUGACAGAGAGCCAUCUGAUGAGGAUGUGGAAGCAGCUAUUGCUGUUUUGAGACACUCUGCUGAUGAAAACACUGUCCGUGAGAAGAUGAAAAUGACCUUCAUAUAUCGGCAAGCAAUGGUCAACGAUGAAGCCAAAUCAUCAGAUGUCUUCUCGGUCUUCCCAAGAUUUCUGGACACACCAGGACUGAUAGAACAAGAUUUCAGACUUCUGUUUGGUGAGGCCACAGCCAACAAAUUCUUGGAGAAGUGGCCAACCACUUUCAAAGCAAAAGUAAUAAAGGAAAGCCAUGGACUUGUAUCCACCACAGAACUCUUGGAUUUGAUGCGCAAUGCUGAGUCAGCUGCUGAAGUUGAGAAUGGCUGGGACAGUGACAUGUCUGCCAUCUUGCUGCUGCUACAUUUGCUACCACCAUCUGCACAAGGUAGAAAGAGGCCGGAAAGAUGUCUGCAUAUCAAGCUGUAG
This is a messenger RNA of Coregonus clupeaformis (lake whitefish), 1304 nucleotides long. RefSeq lists its product as uncharacterized. The record is from RefSeq and is a predicted model, not a curated record. The transcript has 10 exons. Lineage: Eukaryota; Metazoa; Chordata; Actinopteri; Salmoniformes; Salmonidae. Bases 171 to 1304 code for a protein of 377 amino acids.